Messenger RNA from Zonotrichia leucophrys gambelii, 775 nucleotides. RefSeq names its product NOP protein chaperone 1 (gene NOPCHAP1). Gene Ontology annotation, biological process: box C/D snoRNP assembly. Gene Ontology annotation, molecular function: box C/D methylation guide snoRNP complex binding. The transcript is spliced from 4 exons. The record is from RefSeq and is a predicted model, not a curated record. Lineage: Eukaryota; Metazoa; Chordata; Aves; Passeriformes; Passerellidae. The coding region runs from base 29 to 775 and encodes 248 amino acids.
GAGCGCAGAACUGGACACAGCCCUCCAAAUGUGCCUCACCAGGGCUAAGCAGAGGAGCAGGACCACCAACCUGGACCUGCUGGCAAUGCCCUUCCAAAUGCACGCCAGGACAGCGGUGCCCCUCGUGCCUUUGCUCUUGUUGUGUUUCAGGAGGUUCAGUCCGUGUCACGACGAUCUUCCCACGGAGCGCUGUCCCCGCCCCCGCGCGGGCGGCAGCGCCGCUGCUCCUCCCGCCCAGCAGGGGGCGAGCCGUCGCCGAGCCCGCGGGUCGCUCCACUUCCGUGUGUGCGGGCGCAUGGCGGGGCCCGGCGGCGCGGCGGGGCCGGCAGCGGCCCGGGAGCUGCUGGACGUGAGGCCCCGGCCAGGGCUGGAAGACAUUUUGCUGAUUAAUUCAAAAUGUAGCAGCAAAAAGGCCACAACUUUACAGACGGUUAAGGUGCCAAGGAGCAAUGUUUUGGACCAAGUACAGAGCUUUUUACCACAGAUGGCCCAGGCAAAUGAUGAGCUCAAAAGAAAAAUGGUAACAGCACCCGCUCAUCAGUUUGAUAUUGAACAUCUAGACAGUGAAACAGAAGAAGUUAUAGAAAUGAAUGUGGCUGUAGUUGAACUGAGUGAUUCUGAUACAGAUGAAGAGUUGCUGACUUCAGAAGAUGACUCAGAAUCUGAUGAAGAUGACUCUGUAAUUGAUGAAGUAACAGCAGACAACAUUAAGUUUCCUAAAAAAAAGGGAGAAAAGGGCAAAAUAGAAAUUUUGGACAGCAAAGCAAAUGAGUAA